Molecule: messenger RNA, 1408 nt
Organism: Moneuplotes crassus
Lineage: Eukaryota; Ciliophora; Spirotrichea; Euplotida; Euplotidae
Source: the annotation of a GenBank genome assembly
GCAACUCAUAAUAAAAUUUGAAUUUUCUCUAUCGACAAAAAUGAAGAUUGAAGAGGUCAAGAGUACAACUAGAACACAAAGAGUAGCCACUCAUUCUCAUAUCAAAGGUCUUGGUUUGAAUGAUGACUUCACUGCCAAGGAAAUCUCCCAUGGUCUUUGUGGUCAAGAGAAAGCAAGAGAAGCAGGAGGAAUCGUCGUGGAUUUGAUCAAAUCAAAAAAGAUGGCAGGUAAAGCCUUGCUCUUUGCAGGUGCUCCAGGCACCGGUAAGACUGCCAUCGCUUUGGCAAUCGCCCAAGAGAUUGGAUCCCAAGUCCCAUUCUGCCCAAUGGUCGGUUCUGAAGUCUAUAGUUCUGAAGUCAAGAAAACCGAGAUAUUAAUGGAGAACUUUAGAAGAGCAAUUGGAAUCAGGAUCAAAGAGACCAAAGAAGUAUGGGAAGGAGAAGUCACAGAGAUCACUCCUGAAGAAAAGGAAGAUCCUCAUGAUGGCUAUGGCAAAGUUGUGGAAGGAGUCAUCCUGAGUCUCAAGACUACAAAGGGAUCAAAACAACUCAGAUUGGAUCCAAGUGUUUAUGAGAAUAUGCAAAAAGAAAAGAUCACCGUCGGCGAUGUUAUUUAUAUUGAAGCUACUUCAGGAGCAGUCAAAAGGGUUGGAAGAAGUGAUGCUUACGCUGCUGAGUACGACCUUGAAGCUGAAGAGUAUGUCCCAAUUCCAAAAGGAGAUGUUCACAAAAAGAAAGAAGUUGUGCAAGAUGUCACACUACACGAUUUGGAUGUAGCCAAUGCUAAACCACAGGGCGGGCAAGACUUCUUCUCACUGAUGAAUCAAGUAAAUAGACAAAAGAAGACAGAAAUCACAGAGAAAUUAAGAAUUGAGAUCAAUAAAGUGGUUAACAAGUAUAUUGAUCAUGGAAUUGCUGAGCUUGUUCCAGGAGUCUUAUUUAUUGAUGAGGUUCACAUGCUUGAUAUUGAAUGUUUUACAUAUCUGAACAGAGCUUUGGAAAGUAAUCUGGCCCCAAUUGUUAUCUUCGCUACAAACAGAGGUAAAUGUACAAUUAGAGGAACUGAGAUGAAGAGCCCUCAUGGAAUCCCAGUUGAUCUUCUUGAUCGUCUUCUCAUUAUUAAAACUCUCCCUUACUCUGUAAAUGAAAUUGUACAAAUUUUGUCCAUCAGAUGCUCAACUGAGAGUAUUGAAAUUGAAGAGGACGCAUUAGCUCAUCUUGCUGCAAUUGGAACAAAGACCUCCCUCAGAUAUGCUGUUCAGCUUAUCUCUCCUUCAAACAUUCUUGCUGAGACAGAUGGAAGAGAGAAGAUCAAUAAGGAAGACAUUGAUGAGGUUAAUAGCCUCUUCUUCGAUGCUAAAUCAUCAGCCAAAAUUUUGCAGGAACAAGCUGAUAAGUUCAUUUCGUAA